Drosophila willistoni is the source of this 2254-nucleotide messenger RNA. It is a transcript of the gene Patsas, whose product is annotated as probable protein S-acyltransferase 23. Lineage: Eukaryota; Metazoa; Arthropoda; Insecta; Diptera; Drosophilidae. The record is from RefSeq and is a predicted model, not a curated record. Gene Ontology annotation, cellular component: Golgi membrane. Gene Ontology annotation, molecular function: protein binding; palmitoyltransferase activity. Gene Ontology annotation, biological process: protein palmitoylation. The annotation marks the transcript as partial. The transcript has 3 exons.
AUAUUCUUUUUCAAUUUUGCGAAAAAGCUAGCAAAACUGGAGAAUCCUCUACAUCAUCAACCGCCACCGGGUGUUGAAUUCGAAUUCUACAACGUGGCUUCCAGCAAAGUGCAUCCUAGUCCCGGGGGGGCGGCGGCCCGUAGCAUAUGGGCGCUGCCCCUGACAGCCUCGUCUGCAUCUUGCAAUAUGGUCGAAGAGGAUGGUCAUCAUGAUCACCCAGAUGACGGGGCUCUCGAUGGAGUUAGCCAAGAAGAACAUGAUAGUGUUUUGAUUUUUGAAGGUGCCGAUGGAGCCACUGUCAAUCUUGAUGACAUAUUUGAUAUUAUUAAAAACGGAGAGGUCAGCGAAGUUGAGAAGUUAGUGGAUAAAUUUGGAAUGGAGUGUUUAUCGGCUCGUGAUCGUCAUGGCUAUACACCAGCCCAUUGGAUAGCUUUAAAUGGACACGUUCAACUAAUGCGGUAUUUGAUUGAACGUUCCGCACCCAUAGAUCUGCCCUGCUUGGGUACUCAAGGACCCCGACCCAUACAUUGGGCUUGCCGCAAAGGACAUGCCUCAGUCGUUCAGGUGCUGCUUCAAGCGGGGGUAGCUGUCAAUGCCGCAGAUUUUAAAGGCUUAACCCCACUUCACUUGGCUUGCAUGUAUAACCGGACAGCGACGGCCGCAUACUUGCUGGGAAUGGGUGCUUUGAACAAUUUGACGGACAUUAAUGGUGACACAGCACUGCAUUGGGCAGCUUACAAAGGACACGCAGAUCUGAUGCGUCUUUUAAUGUAUUCGGGAGUGGAGCUUCAAAAAACUGAUAACUUUGGUUCCACACCUCUACAUUUAGCCUGUCUCUCGGGUAAUAUGACCUGUGUGCGUCUUCUGUGCGAGAAAUCUCAGUUGGAUCUCGAGCCAAGGGAUAAAAAUGGCAAAACACCAAUAAUGCUAGCCCAGGCACAUCAGCAUCAGGAUGUUGUACGACUUCUAUAUGGAGAGGUUAAAAAGAAAUCACGAUGGAUUCCCUCUGUCUCUGAGAGUUGGGGUUGGAUAUUUGGUGGCGCCGGCGAUUCUAAGGGUCCUCUAUUUCUUUUUCUCUUCUCUGUUCUACUCUGGGGGUAUCCAAUGUAUAUGAUACGAGCCCUGCCUAUAACUUGGAAUAUUUUAAGACGUUCCCAUUAUUGUUUUAUAUAUUGGAAUGCUGUAAUGUGGAUAAGUUGGGCGAUAGCCAAUCGUCGAGAUCCUGGCUAUAUACCUUUAAGCUCCGAUACCUACUAUAGAGCCAUUAAGCAAAUUCCGUACUUUGACAAGUUAAAAAAAAGAAAUGUUAUGCUCACACGACUGUGUCACAGUUGCCGUUGUCUGCGGCCACUCCGGGCCAAACAUUGCCGUGUGUGCAAUCGUUGUGUAUCUUACUUUGAUCAUCAUUGUCCCUUUAUAUACAAUUGUGUCGGCUUAAGGAAUCGCAUGUGGUUCUUUCUUUUUGUUUUAUCGGUGGCUGUUAAUUGUUCAUUUACCAUAUAUUUCGCUUGCUACUGUGUGAUGAUUGAAGGAUUUACAUUGCUCUACGUUUUGGGCCUAAUCGAGGCAGUUGUUUUUUGUGGUUUGGGCUGGAUUUUAACCUGCACUUCGAUUCUUCAUGCCUGCAUGAAUCUCACCACAAAUGAGAUGUUCAACUAUAAACGAUAUCCAUAUCUGCGUGACAAACGCGGACGCUAUCAGAAUCCAUUUUCGCGCGGACCCAUACUCAAUUUGCUGGAGUUCUUUGUCUGUCUACCAGAUAGGGGGGAUGACAAUGAUUUGCUUUUAGAGGAUAAUAUUUGAUUAAGGAUCUAGGAGCGAGCUCCAGCACGGAGGCGUAAGGUAACUGUUCGUGGAUAAUAUUAAGAGAAACGGCAGCAUGUUUAUGCUAAACUCGUGUAUUCAUGAUUGCUGUCGAUCAUUUGAAUUUGCUCCCAAUCUCAGGCUUAAGGCUUAGUUAGGGAUAACUAGAUGAGGUAAAACGAAAAACAUAUUUUUUAGGAAUACUUUGCACUUCUAUCUACAAUUGACGAACGAUAUAAGCUGGAAUUGACUUUUAAAAAGUUACACACAUCGUCAUUGCUCUAGAAGUUUAUCAAAUUAUAAAGUAUGUAUAUCCUUUAAACCACUUCGGCAUUCCGAGGACUAUAGCUAGCUAGCUUUUCUUACUGUUAUCAAAUUGUGCCCUUAAAUAUAAAAAAUGCUUAUCUUGUUCUAAAUGUUUUUGUACAAAAAAAUAUAUUAUAGAGAAUAA